AUGGAGCAACUUUCACCCGCGGAGGAAAAGGAGAUCGGUCUCUUUCAGCGUCAAUAUGCGCAAUUAUUACCUGUUCAGACACUGGCUUUUCCACGGCCAGAGUCACUCAGAAAAUAUUCAUUUCAAAACUGCAUAUACAAUGAAAUGUUUAAUCGAGAGAUAAUUAAAUUCCCUCCACCAGACCGUUAUCAGCUGCGGGUCCUCAAAGAGCUAGUAGCCCGGAUUGAAAAAGCAAUUGUCGAUCCCGCGGAGGAUGAAGUCUUAGAUGAUCUCAUGUCGUGUUUGACGGAGUUCUUGUGUUCGCCGCUUCCAUCCGAAAUCGAAUCUGCACAGCAAAAAGCCCAUGUGGCUUACGCUCUUCCUACACCAAGUGAGGUCGCAGAGAAGAGCCAGAAUGUGACAUUACUAGAAUCCCGAUCUCUCAUAUCUUCCUCUGGCACAACUGGACUUCGAACGUGGGAGGCCGCACUGCGCCUCGGAACCUUCUUUUCUCUGCCAUCCUCGAGGCAUCUUAUCGAAGGAAAAACUGUGUUAGAGCUGGGAGCUGGCACUGGCUUCCUUUCAAUCCUUUGCAGCAAGUAUCUGAGCGCUAAGCAUGUGACCGCCACGGACGGCGACGAAGGAGUUGUCGAGAGCAUCAAGAUCAAUGCGUCCUUGAACGGGAUCAACGACAGCAAGACGCUUGACUCCCAUGUCUUGAGAUGGGGUAAACCUUGGGAGGAAACUAUCCUAGACGAUAAUGUGGAUGAGCGGCAAUACGACGUUGCCAUUGGCGCCGACAUUACAUACGAUGGAUCAGUGAUACCUUUUCUGGUGUCAACCUUGAGAGAUCUGUUUAAGAGAUUUCCAAAAUUGCAAUUUAUAAUUUCUGCAACUAUUCGGAAUGAGACGACAUUCAAAGGGUUUCUUGAAGCCUGCGAGAAUCAUAAAUUUCAUAUUCAAGAGCUCAACCUAAAUGUACCGCCCAUGGAAGAACAGACUGGUUUCUUUCAUCCAACUUCGACCCCUAUUCGCAUCUUCGCCGUAACCUGUUCGGAGCCACCCAAGGAUCAUCUCGCGACAUAG
Molecule: messenger RNA, 1065 nt
Organism: Xylona heveae TC161
Lineage: Eukaryota; Fungi; Ascomycota; Xylonomycetes; Xylonales; Xylonaceae
Exons: 4
Coding region: 1-1065 (354 amino acids)
Source: RefSeq, a predicted model, not a curated record